AUAACCUCAAAUUUAAACGUCAUCCACACGUGGUAUAUAGUAAACAAUUUUUUAUUUAAUUAAUAUCACUAAUAACUUAUUAAAAAUGCCAAAAAUAAAAACUGAGAAGAAAUCAAGAAUACACAAUGAAGUUGCUAGACAAGGAAUUAUGUUUAAUAAGGACUUUGGCCAACAUAUUCUCAAAAAUCCUAUGAUAAUUACGGCAAUGUUAGAAAAAUCUGGUUUGCGAUCGACUGAUGUUGCUCUUGAAAUAGGUCCAGGAACAGGAAAUAUGACCGUUAAAUUAAUAGAGAAAGUCAACAAAGUCAUUGCUUGCGAAAUUGAUACACGAUUAGUGGCUGAGUUACAAAAACGCGUUCAAGGCACCCCCAUGCAACAAAAAUUACACAUUAUGGUUGGAGAUGUUUUAAAAACAGAGUUACCUUUUUUUAAUGUUUGCGUGGCAAAUAUCCCUUAUCAAAUAUCAUCACCUUUAGUGUUUAAAUUAUUAUUACACAGACCGUUUUUCCGGUGUGCUGUUUUAAUGUUUCAAAAAGAAUUUGCUCAAAGAUUAGUAGCUAAACCAGGUGAUAAAUUGUAUUGUAGAUUAUCAAUUAAUACUCAAUUAUUAGCCAGGGUUGAUAUGUUAAUGAGUGUUGGAAAAAAUAAUUUUCGUCCACCUCCAAAAGUGGAAUCUGCUGUUGUUAGAAUAGAACCAAGAAAUCCUCCACCUCCCAUUCCUUACACAGAAUGGGAUGGACUUACACGGAUAGCUUUUACACGAAAAAAUAAAACUUUAGCUGCUGCUUUUAAACAAACUUCAGUUGUAUUGACUUUAGAAAAAAAUUACAAAUUGUAUUGUAGUUUACAUAAUAAGACUGUCCCUGAGGAUUUAUCUAUUAAAGAAAAGGUUGAAGAAAUCUUAAAAAGCAUAAAUGCAAAUGAAAAACGAGCUAGGACUAUGGAUAUUGAUGAUUUUAUUCAGUUACUUCUUGCUUUUAACAAAGAAGAUAUUCAUUUCUCAUAGAAAAAAAGAUUCAAAUUUUUAUAGCUCUAAUAACAAUUUAUUAUGUUUAAAAAAUAUUUAUAAAUAAAAUGAUUAAGAUUAAAUUCUACAAUAAAAUUCAACAUUUAAUAUAAACAAAUAUCUUUGGAUCCAUUAUCUUCAAUAAAACGAAACUUAAUUUUAA
Messenger RNA from Onthophagus taurus, 1169 nucleotides. RefSeq names its product putative dimethyladenosine transferase. The record is from RefSeq and is a predicted model, not a curated record. Gene Ontology annotation, biological process: rRNA methylation. Gene Ontology annotation, cellular component: nucleolus. NCBI's taxonomy places the organism in Eukaryota, Metazoa, Arthropoda, Insecta, Coleoptera, Scarabaeidae. Gene Ontology annotation, molecular function: rRNA (adenine-N6,N6-)-dimethyltransferase activity.